GAUUGACAUCACGGCUUCAACUUUCUAAGAAAGCAGAAAGUCUCUUUUGCAUUCUCCGUUUACUGUGUUGUUGAAAGACUGUAACCAGGAGAGCAACCCAAUGGCAACGCAACCCAGUGAAAGACAAGGAAGUUCGGAACAUGCAGAACCACCAGCAGAAAAAUCAGUAUAACAAGGAUUUUGUGCUCACUCUUUCUCUUACAUAUAUUGAAGAUGUUCGUGUAAACGUUGGAUCAGCUCCUUCUCAAUCUGAAGGUACUCCAGGAGUAUCGGAAAAUGUAGUCAAUGGAGACCAUUACCGACCAUUGUUGCAAGCUGCUUUCACGGGUGAUUGGGAAUCUGCUGAGAAAAUUUUUCUACGACAUCCUAGUUCAAAGCUAGCCAAUAUAACGAGCAGAUCCGAAACAGCGCUUCACAUAGCGGCUUUGAAUGCACAAGACCAAUUUGUUGAGAACCUGAUUGAGCUCUUGUCUCAAUCUCUGGAAGAGCUUGAAAAGGUUGAUUGUGGUGGUCGCACAGCCCUCCACCAUGCUGUCCUGUGUGGAAGGAUACGGAUCGUCGAGGCAUUAGUUAGAAGUAAUCGUAGGUUGACGCAAAUACAAGAUAAGGAAGGAUGUCUUCCUUUCAAUUUAUCCACUCAGGAAGCUUCUAUGCAUAAGGAGAUUGCCUGGUUCCUGGCCAAAAAUACGACAUUUGAUGGGCCAACUCAUCCCGACAGCAGUCCCAACGCGAUUCAAUGCAUUGUAGGUCUCGCCUACGCUGGUCAUCUUGAUAUAAUCCUUUAUCUACUCGGGCAAUACCCUUCACUCAUUCUAAGGAAAGGCCCAGGCGAGACAGGAAAGUCUCUACUGGGCGUGUUGGCGAGGAUGCAGUCUCACUUUCUCAGCGGAACUAGGCUCAGUGUUUGGGAAGCAUUAAUAUACAAAUGUAUUCCCGUUGACAUGAACUACAAGCCAACAGAUGAAACUUCGACUAAUGUGCAAACGUCAACGAAUCUGGCGCUUCAAUGUCUUACAAGGUCACUUUGGAAUGCCGCCAACAUUGUAGUACCUUCAAUCAAGAGGAUUCACGAUGUGAAGUGGAGACACGAGGCAGCCGUGGAGUUGGUAAAAAUAGUUUGCAAUGCGCUCUCUGAAAGGAACCCUACCGAGAUCACCCAGUUUUUCCAAGAUAGGGACCUACUGGCUCAAGCUACAGUCAAGGGAAUCAGUGAACUCGUGAAGCUAUCCAUUCAAUAUUUCCCGGAGCUUAUUUGGAUUUCGCCUUAUGGUACUACGUUGAUGACACUUGCUGUGCAGUAUCGCCAAGAGAGGAUUCUCAGACUCUUUUUGAAGGAGAGCUCAACCAAUGGGUUGUCAUUAGUUCCAACGCCUACAGAGAUAGAAUCGGGGAAAAUGAUGCGCGCUGCAGCAAAGUGCAACCCUGAUAUCGAUGAUGUAACUAAUGUCUCCGGAGCAGCCUUUCAAAUGCAAAGAGAAAUCCAAUGGUUUAAGGCUGUGGAAAGUUGGGUUACCCCUGACAUGAGAACCGCCAGGUCAGGGCCUGAUAAUAAAACAUACUGGCAAAUGUUUGUGGAGAAACACCAAAAGUUGCUUGAGAAUGGACAGAAGUGGGUGAAGGAGACAGCAGAUAAAUGUAUGCUCGUCUCAACUCUAAUUGCCACAGUAUUGUUCGCUGCUGUUUUCACCGUUCCUGGAACCAAUAUUGAUAGUAAUGAUUUCCCAUUAAAGGGCUCUGUUCUGGUGUUUGCAAUUUCGGAUGGGUUAGGUUUGCUCUGCUCCAUGACAGCAAUCUUGCUAUUCCUAGCCAUCUUAACUUCACGGGAUGAACCGCUAGAUUUUUUUGACUCGUUGCCUAAGAAGAUCAUAAUGGGCCUUUCUUCUCUCUUCCUCUCCUUGGCUUUCAUGCUGGUGGCCUUUGCUGCAGCUCUCAGAUUUGUGCUGGAUAAGACAUUGGAGUGGGUUGUCAUUCCCAUUGCUUUGCUGACGUCUCUUCCCGUGGCUUUAUUCAUAGUACUUCAGCUUCCCCUGCUAUUCCAAAUGGUUAGAUCCACUUAUGGACCUAGCAUCUUUCGUGCAGAGGGCAUACGGAAGUGAGGCUUAAUUAAUGGACGAGAUCAUGUGAUUUACGAAUUUUAUUUAAGGGUAUAGAUCUUCGUUAUAGUUGGUUGUAGCUGGGCAAAUGUGAUACUUAAUGUAUUUCCUCAAAAGCGC
Messenger RNA from Syzygium oleosum, 2213 nucleotides. RefSeq lists its product as uncharacterized. Bases 141 to 2096 code for a protein of 651 amino acids. NCBI's taxonomy places the organism in Eukaryota, Viridiplantae, Streptophyta, Magnoliopsida, Myrtales, Myrtaceae. The record is from RefSeq and is a predicted model, not a curated record. The transcript has 8 exons. Gene Ontology annotation, molecular function: protein binding.